UAAGGAAACUGCAACCAAAAGAAAGACCAUGGCUUUGGAAGGUGGAGUCCAGGCCGAGGAGGUAGACGCUGUCCUUGAUCAGCUCACGCCUCCCCAGAUGUAGGAAGCCGGCCGGGCAGCCAUGGAGUGGCACAAUGGCACCAGCCAGGCUCUGGGCUCACCGCCGACCAAUUGCGUCUACCGAGAGAACUUUAAGCGACUCCUGCUGCCCCCUGUGUACUCAGUGGUGCUGGCGGCCGGCCUGCCGCUGAAUAUCUGCGUCAUCGCCCAGAUCUGCAUGUCCCGUCGGGCCCUGACCCGCACGGCUGUGUACACCCUGAACCUGGCCCUGGCCGACCUGCUGUACGCCUGCUCCCUGCCCCUGCUCAUCUACAACUACGCCCAAGGUGACCACUGGCCUUUUGGCGACCUCACCUGCCGCCUGGUGCGCUUCCUCUUCUACGCCAACCUACACGGCAGCAUCCUCUUCCUCACCUGCAUCAGCUUCCAGAGGUACCUGGGCAUCUGCCACCCUCUGGCCCCCUGGCACAAGCGUGGGGGCCGCCGGGUUGCCUGGCUUGUGUGUGGCAUCGUGUGGCUGGUUGUGACGACCCAGUGCCUGCCCACGGCCUUCUUCGCCGCCACAGGCAUCCAGCGUAACCGCACAGUCUGCUACGACCUAAGCCCACCUGCCCUGGCCACCCGAUACUUGCCCUAUGGCAUGGCCCUCACGGUCAUCGGCUUCCUGCUACCCUUUGCCGCCCUGCUGGUCUGCUACUCCUGUCUGGCCCGCCGUCUGUGCCGCCAGGACUGCCUCGCGGGGCCUGUGGUCCAGGAGCGGCGUGGCAAGGCAGCCCGCAUGGCUGUGGUGGUGGCAGCUGCCUUUGCCAUCAGUUUCCUGCCUUUCCACAUCACCAAGACAGCCUACCUGGCAGUGCGCUCCACGCCCGGUGUCCCCUGCCCCAUUCUGGAGGCCUUUGCAGCCGCCUACAAAGGCACGAGGCCCUUUGCCAGUGCCAACAGCGUGCUGGACCCCAUUCUCUUCUACUUCACCCAGAAGAAGUUCCGCCGGCAGUCACAUGAGCUGCUACAGAAACUCACGGCCAAGUGGCAGCGGCAGGGCCGCUGAAUCCACUGGGGCAGGACACGUGGGGCCCGAACAGCCAUAGUAUUUACCAUUGUGGCCAGGACACAGGAGCCUGAUCAACCCUAAAACAUACAGAGAAUUAGAGCUUAGCGCAGCUGGACACGGAGUGAGGUCCCCCACAGACCCCAAAAUCUCACCAGCUACUUUGGGACCCCUUCCUCUGGACCAGACCCUUCGGCCACAGAGACAGACAAACCAGAGCCUGGCUCUCCAGAAGGUCCCAGUCAGCCACGGAGAGUUGGGCAAGCCAUGUUAAGCUGCUCACAAAAAUAUAGCGUGAUGUGUUCUGUAACCGAGGAAUAUGCUGCCUGCUUUGGAGUCAUGGGAGCGAGGGAAGAUGGGAGGAGGAAGUGACAGCUUCUGGGAAGAGGCAUUUGAGCUGGGUUUUGAGGGAUGAACAUGAGCUGAUGUGAUGCUCCAGUUGUUCAGCAAACCUUUACUGACACCUUGUGCUCGGGCCUGGGUCGGUUCUGGGGCCUCGAAGGAACCAGCCCCUGCCCCGUCCCACACCGGCUCCCCACUACCAGAGGUACUGACACAGUGAUGGAAGGGCCACGACCGAGGGAAGCUUGGCUGCAGGGAAGAAGUGCCCAGAGGGUGCCCAUGACCCAGUCCAAGGAGUGGGGGAGGGGGAGCAUUUGAACCAGAUGUUACAGGCUGAUGGGGGCUCCGCAAAUAGGUGGGAAGCAUGUUCGUGCAACCUGAGCCAGCCCUAUCCUAGGCUGUGUCCUGGAGCAGGUGGGCAGAGAGUGGGGUGGAGGGCAUGGAUCCUCCUGUGUGUGAGAGCUGGAACAGCAAGAGCUGUCUCAUGGCUACUCUCCAGAAAAUGGCAGGAGUGGAGGCUCGGCAGAAGGAGAAAUCAGGGAGUGCUUCCUGGAACAGGUGGGGAGAAAUCUAAAAGGCAUAGAAGGGAAGCCUCCUCCUGGUGAAGGCGCUGUGCGCACAAAACUCAGAGGUAGAGAUGUGCUGAGCCUGGCCAUAAAGCAAGUGAGUUUCAGUUAAGCCCAGGAGGAGUGGGGUGUCGAGAAAAGAGGCUGGGUGGGAGGGACCAGCAUUAAAUGCCAGGAAGAGCCUCAGACCCCACCUCUCCUCCACCUACCUCUUCCCGUGUACCUUCUUCAGCUCAGGGUACCCUCUGUGCCUGGGACACCUCCACCAGCACCCCCCCCCCCCAAGUUAGGGGAAAUAGCCCUUCAGCACUGCUUUAUUCUAAAAGAAGUAGGUGGCAUGAGGAGACUCAGAGCCACCCCAGAACCAUCAGGAGGUCUGGGGUGUGGAGGUCCGUGGUCAAGACCUGCUGCCCAGUCUCAGAGAGACUGCCCCCUGCUGGCUUCCUCUAUCCUGCCCCUUCAGCUCCUUUAUCCCGACCUGCGGGUACCUGGGAGGCUGCCUGGAGACUAUCUCAUACGGAAGCAUCUCAAACACACCCUAAACCUUCAAAACUCUUGGAAAGUCAUCCUCACCGAAGGUCCCCAGGAGGCAGCAAAGGGGAAUUAUACCAGGCAAGGCCCUUCUACAUCUUCCCCUGAUCUCUUCCUACGCACCUCUCCUCUCAGCCACACCCCUGCAAAUCCUCAUCCUCCCCGCCCUUUUUCCUUGGUUCUCCUCUCCCUCCCCACCCCCACCCCAUACCCCUCACUUCUCUAGGCCUUGUCCCCGCUGUGGAACAACCUGGCCUGCCCUUGGCUGCUG
Artibeus jamaicensis (Jamaican fruit-eating bat) is the source of this 2818-nucleotide messenger RNA. RefSeq names its product pyrimidinergic receptor P2Y6 (gene P2RY6). The coding region runs from base 122 to 1108 and encodes 328 amino acids. The transcript is spliced from 2 exons. Gene Ontology annotation, molecular function: G protein-coupled UTP receptor activity; G protein-coupled ADP receptor activity; G protein-coupled UDP receptor activity. Gene Ontology annotation, cellular component: plasma membrane. The record is from RefSeq and is a predicted model, not a curated record. Lineage: Eukaryota; Metazoa; Chordata; Mammalia; Chiroptera; Phyllostomidae. Gene Ontology annotation, biological process: cellular response to pyrimidine ribonucleotide; G protein-coupled receptor signaling pathway.